AUGGAAAUGUUCUCGCCAAAAGAAAAGUUUCCCUCUAGUUAUCAACAUCUAGCCCUGUACACAGGUAAUAUUGUGAAAAGUGUGAUUGGGCGUAACUCUGUAUUUGAUAAAAAAACAAACAUGGAGAUUUUGGACGCAAUCAACGAUACCUUGGAUUAUGGUGAUAGGUUGAACUAUCGUUAUUACAAGGACACAAAGUUAGUGGAGAUACCAGAUCUUAGGUCCAGCAGUAGAAUUGAUCCAAAGGAUAGAGAUCAUGUAGAAAUUACGGCCAAAUUAUUUUAUCUUGACUCUGUGGGACAGGAAACCUAUGCGGACGAAGCGUGGGAUCAUCUUAUUAAGCUACUUGACAUUAAGCAUAUCGAUACAUUAAUUACAUCUAAUAACAGGUAUUGGAAGUCUUUGGAGAAUCUUGUAAAUUUGGGCAAAGUGCAAAAUUUGGGUGUAACCGACCUGAGCCGCCAUGAUCUAGAAGACUUUUUAAACCAAGUUGAAAUUAAACCAAAGAUCAAUCACAUCCAUGUAGGAGAAUGUUGUCACAUGCCUUUAGAUUUGAUCCAACUGGCAAAAGACAAACAUAUUGAGUUACUGCAUAAUGGAGACUGCACUACCAUUUUAAAGACGUGUGAAUUGACACAUUUGUUGCAGAAGUAUGACUUGGUACGGGAUGAAGUAUUUAUCCCUCGUUGGGUAUUGAAGUACACAGUGUUCAUAAGAUCACGUAAUAUUGUCACUGAUAAGGGGUAA
Mucor mucedo is the source of this 747-nucleotide messenger RNA. RefSeq lists its product as uncharacterized. NCBI's taxonomy places the organism in Eukaryota, Fungi, Mucoromycota, Mucoromycetes, Mucorales, Mucoraceae. The record is from RefSeq and is a predicted model, not a curated record. Gene Ontology annotation, molecular function: glutamate-cysteine ligase catalytic subunit binding; enzyme regulator activity. Gene Ontology annotation, biological process: glutathione biosynthetic process. The coding region runs from base 1 to 747 and encodes 248 amino acids. The transcript has 4 exons. Gene Ontology annotation, cellular component: glutamate-cysteine ligase complex.